CCUGGGACACAGGACUAGUAGGUGAGGCCUUGGAGAAGGCCCUGUGUAUGUUUCUGUCGCUGCAGUCCCCUAAAGGAUCUGACUGUGCCGUCAGCUUGCUCUGUCACCUUCUUAUUCUGAGCCUUGGUUCCCUCAUCUGCAGAGUGAAGGUGUUGAACUAGCUGGCCUCCGUGGUGCCUUCCGCCUUGGCCGUCCCCUACCUAGGGAAGAGGGACACUAAAGAACCCUGUGACUACCUAAGGUCGACGCACCUGCAUUCCCAGCUCCAGACUGACUUGGACCCAAUCCAGACUCGCGAGGCAGCUUUAUAAAGAAAUGGCUCGUGGCGGCUGAUAGGGAGGUUCUGUGCCGGUCAGUGCCGUGAUUACAGGAACCCUCAGUGAACCAGCAUGUCAUGGAGCCUCUCCUACGUGCUGGGCAGAGAGGAAAGUGAGCUCUUCAUCCUGGAGGUAGAUGGUAUCUGCCUCGUACAGACGAAGGACCUGAGAUCUGGAGAGGUCCGGACACUCUUCGUCAGUGGCCUCCCUGUGGACAUUAAACCCAGAGAACUCUACCUGCUCUUCCGGCCAUUCAAGGGCUAUGAAGGGUCCCUGAUCAAGCUCACAUCGAGACAGCCUGUUGGUUUUGUGAUCUUUGACAGCCGAGCAGGAGCAGAAGCAGCCAAGAAUGCGUUGAACGGUAUUCGCUUUGAUCCUGAGAACCCACAGACCCUGAGGCUAGAGUUUGCCAAAGCCAACACCAAGAUGGCCAAGAACAAGCUAAUGGCUACACCCAAUCCCACCAACGCUCACCCCGCCCUAGGAGCACACUUCAUCGCACGGGACCCCUAUGACCUUAUGGGGGCUGCUCUGAUCCCUGCGUCCCCAGAGGCCUGGGCCCCCUAUCCUCUGUACACCACAGAGCUAACCCCAGCCAUCUCACCUGCGGCACUCACGUACCCAGCUGCCACUGCCGCCGCCGCCGCUGCCCUCCAUGCGCAGGGUUUGGGAUCAGACAGGGGAGGGAGAGGAUUAGCCAAGAGGCCACAUCAAGGACCCGUGGCAGACCGCGAGUACUGAGAGAGACCCAGCGUGGUCCCACCACCCCCUGAACACCUGCAGGCAGGCACCGCACCGCGUCCUGCCCGUGGUGACAGAGCCCUGAUCCCGGUCCCAACCUGCUUGUGGCCUCUGGAGCCAGGCCGCCUGCCUCUGCCUCUCUGGUCUUCAUAAACUUCAGAAAGCUUUUGGAGAUUCUGUGUCUUGACUUUUUUACUGCCUGGAAGAAUGAGAACGAUAUUCUCUGCCUCAGGGUUGUUGUGAGAAUGACACGUUAGCAGCACGUGAAGUGUUAGCAUGGCAGCUGGAACGUCCUGAGGGCUCCGUGAGUGUGUGCAGGAAGGAGGGAACAGUCCCUGCUUGCGGAGAGUUGGGGAGGGUGGUGCUGGGCCAGGAGGGCCCCCGGCACUGCGGGGCUUUGUGCUUGCCAAGUGCCGUGGCAGAUGCCCGAGAGGCCAGCGAACCAUGGUCCGUUCUGGUCUGUCACCAGCAGGACACACUGCUGGGCGUCUGGACCGGUCGCCACCAGCAGCACAGGGAGGCUGAGGAGUGACGGCAAGCCCACUCUGGCGUGUGGUCAGUAGACUGAGCAAGAGCUGAGCCUUGGGAAGAGCAUCGGGGCCAGGCGCUCGGCUGUUGACGGAGGUGGCCUGGCCAGGACAGUAGGGCAGGAGGAGGAACUGGACAUGAGAAGCCAGGAAGAGAGCGUUCACAGGAACCAGAAGCUGAGGUGGGAGGGGCUGGGGGCUCCUCCCAAGGGAGGACUGAGUGCAUGUCUGUCUCCGGUCGUCUGAAGGGCUUAGUGACAUCUGGGUCCUCCCGGUCCUGAGGUGGAAGGUGCGGACUCCCCGGCUGCUACCCUCGCGGGCUGUUUCCUUCAGUGGGGGAAUUCUCCUUGGCCACAGCCACUUUAGAUGAUACUGAGGGCAGAGGCGUGGUUAAACUUGGCGCUGUUCCCGGCUAUGCACCACGAACAGCUGGAAAAUCGAUCAGGGGAUAGGAAGGUGGUCAAGAUCCUUCCCUAGAGGGAAAUGUUUGAGUAUUUACCACAAACCAGGUUCUGUGGUGAGCAAAGAAUGGUGAGCCGGGAAGACAGUCCUUGUCCUCUGUGAGCUGGCAGCAUGUGGAAGGCUGGCAGGAGUGCUCCCGGCCAAGCAGGGACUUUCACGGCAGCAGCCCUGCGAGGCCUUGCUGGCCUCCUUGCCUCCAAUCCCAGCUUUGCCACCAUUGAGUUACCUGAUCUUCUGCAGGUGACCUCGCCCCUGGGCCUCCGUGUGUGUCCUCGUCUGUAAAAGGAGAGGCAAGACCAGAUCAGGUGCAGAAGGUCUGCCCCAUCUGCUCUGAGAUGCUCGGCCAUGACGAUGGUGAGGCAGAGGUUGGGAGCCAGAGACGUAUGUCAGGUUAAUAAGGAGAGGCGCCUCUGCCCUUUUUUGGGGUGGCCCCCCAGCUGGCUGGGAGUGUCACGCUACAACCUGUCCUUAAACUCCACACUGCAGGGCUACGUGCCCUCCGAUUGUUGUCUUCCUUUCCAGCUUCCUCUCACCCUGUCCAUGCCCAGGGGCUCCAACUCCAGUCUGGCUGCCUCAGUCCAAAUCCUGGCUCUUUGAACACUUGUGUGACCUUGGGCAAGUUACUUAACCUCUCUGUGUCUCCAUUUCUUUGGAAUGGUGAUAAUCAUACGUCCUUUAUCAGUGUUUGUUUUUGGCCUGUUACUACAGAGGGAGAGCUAGAAAGGUGUCUGUUAUCAGUUAUAUUUACUGUCAUUCUUGUGUAGUGCCCCCUCGUUUCUCCCUGAGGCUGGAGGCCUCGUUGGGUCUCAAUUCCUGCCUCGGGCCUCCCUGGGAAGGGGAUGAAGGCCACCACAAAGGAUAAUGGCAUUUUUCAGGACGCAGGCUAAUGACAGGGGAUUGGAUCAGGUAGUAACUAGUUGUGUCCCUGCUACUCGACUGCUCUGGACAUCUGUCUCCACAGCAGUAAACCACCCUGUCCGGACCAGAUGCACUCGUAAGCACGAGAACAUUUUCCAAGUAGUAGUGUUUGUGUUUUUACCUUCCAAGAGCCCCCUCCUUGUCCCCUGACAGUGCUGCCCAGAAGUGGAAGCUGAAAGACCUUAAUAAAGAAAGUGGACGCUGUUGAUCCCAAAGGCGGUAUUCUGAGUGCGGAGGAACAACAGCAUUGACUUUCUGUGCUUGUGGGCAAGGAGGUGACUUGGAGAGAAGGUAGUAGCAAAAGGGGGUGCAAAGCAGUCCUUCCUUUCUCUAUCCCAGCAUGCGCACCCCGACUGCAUGCCCCCCGCCACCAGCCCAGCCUCUGCUGAGGCAUCCGUGUGGGGCCACAGGGCCCAGACCUGCAGGAAGGGGCUUGGAGAUGGCUCAGUCCCACUCUGGGCAUGAGGCCAUCUUGUUCGACCUUCGGGUUCUCUUCAUAGAAGCUUCCCCUUUAAGAGGGUGAGGCAUGCAAGAGGUAUGGGUGGCGGGGGCACUCUGGGAUCCGGAACAUGCCUAAAAGCAGGGGUUCUCUGUGUCCCUUGCAUCCCAGGGUCCUCCCAGACUGGACUUCAUUUUCCACUUUCACCUGAGGAUGUGGGGUCUUUGACCGUGGCUCUUUUCCCCUCUUCCACUGGCUCACCGCUUACUAGUGAUCUUAAUGUUACAUGAACUCCCUUGCCUCUAUUUUCUGAUCUGUAUAACGGACAUGAUAAGGUUCUCUCUUCCCUUUGCUUAUUAUCCUGUUCCCCCAAAAAUGGCUACUUUGAUCCUUAGGCUUGGUAGGGUGCGUGUAUAAGAUCCGUAAAUGUGGAUCUUUUAUAAUAAAAGUUAUACAUUUGAUCUUUUUAAAGCUUACGUAUCAGCCCGUUUCCUGUCGGUAAGUGUAGAGUUACUUUCCGGCUGUGUGGCAGACCCACCGUUGCGUGUGCGUGCGUGUGCUGCUCCCUGUCGAUGGUGCGUUAGGUUGUAGCGCAGGUGCCGCGCUGCAGUGGACGCCCUUGUCCGCCCUGCGUGCCUGUCCUGCUGGUUUUCCUUAUCAUACAUUCCUAGAACCAUGACAAGGUCAAAGUGUAGGCAUGCCAACCGGAGCGUUCCUUUAAUUGACUUUCUGAUGAGUGAGGCGCCCAUAUUUCUUGGCUGCUCCUAUUUCUUCUCAUGUGGAGUGAUUGCUCUGUCCACCUCCUGGUUGUAUGUUCUCAGUCUGUCCCAAGAUCUGAGAGACGACAGAGUUCAUGUGCCCCCAUGCCCCUUGGUUUUGAUGCUGCCCCUCUUGGAGCCGGGUCAUUCUAGAUGCCCAUGGGCCUGUCCAUGUGGGGUGGCUUCUCAGGACCCGCAGAACCCCUGUGAACACCUGGAGGCCCUGAUCGCUGUGCCUUAGGUGGCCUCUUGUUCUGAGCUGGGGCAGGAGGGGGGACGGGCCUUCUGUAGAGCCCGUGCCAGCCUCUCCCGGCUGUCUGAGGAAGUGCACAGGCGGCCCCUCAAGUAUGUUCUGUCCGCUUGGAGGGCUCAUCCAUCCCAAGCUCAGAAAUGGGGGCUUUCUUCUACUUCCUCCCCGGGGAGGUGGUGGCUCAUCUCAGGCUGGGGGGAGCUGCCGCUUUGGAGGCUGAGUUGCAGCGCCUAGUGGGGAGAGUGGGGGCCCCCACGAAGCAGGCUUGCCAGUGGAGCCCCUUAAGCAACUGCGGGAAGCCUCGGCCUCCCCUGUUACGAGAGAGUCAGAGGCCUCCGAGUCUUUCCCAUGCUAACCGACGCUCGCACCUUGUGCAGCCCUGCAAGGCACCCAGCUGGCCGGACUUCUUGCUGCAGGGCUGCAGCAGUCUGAGGCCGGG
Ailuropoda melanoleuca (giant panda) is the source of this 4851-nucleotide messenger RNA. RefSeq names its product RNA binding protein, mRNA processing factor 2 (gene RBPMS2). Gene Ontology annotation, molecular function: RNA binding; protein homodimerization activity. Lineage: Eukaryota; Metazoa; Chordata; Mammalia; Carnivora; Ursidae. The transcript is spliced from 7 exons. The record is from RefSeq and is a predicted model, not a curated record. The coding region runs from base 390 to 1058 and encodes 222 amino acids.